GUAAUGUUUUGACUCUAAAAGCGUCGUGGCGAGAGCACGAGCCGCGGGGUAUUAUUUCAUGGAUGGGGGUUUUUGUAAGGACUCAUUCAGGGUGUCCUUCUGCAUCUGCCGAAGCAAAUAGUUAUUUUUGGCACCUGACAUUAAAGCUCACCCUCUGCAGCAUGGCAGCAGCAGGCCCGCAAACGCUCCAUAGCGCCGGAGUCUGACUGCAGCUCUUUGUUCGUCCUCAGAAACUCACUGUGCGCGAUUUGAUGAUGGAUUCUCUUCGUAUCAGGGACUGACGGACACGCCUGAGGUCAGCUGCAAGAGGAGAUACUUCUGUACUAUUAGCCUUGAGCUGGAAACAUGACCAAGGAGGAGGAGAUCCCUGACUGGGUGGGAGCCAAAGAGUUCUACGACAAAUAUGAGCCCAAGGAGAUUCUGGGAAGGGGAGUGAGCAGCGUGGUGCGCCGCUGCGUCGACAAGCAUACGUCUCAGGAGUACGCGGUGAAGAUCAUCGACAUCACCCCUUCUGACAAGAUGACGCCGCAGGAGAUCGAAGAGAUCAGAGAGGCGACGGUGAAGGAGAUCGACAUCCUCAAGAAAGUCUACGGACAGGAGAACAUCAUUCAGCUCAAAGACUGCUAUGAGUCCAAGGCCUUCUUCUUCCUGGUUUUUGACCUGAAAGUGGUGACAGAGUUCUGCCAUGAAAAAUACUGGUGUUCCCACCACGUCUACCCAGGUUCCUGCAGAGACCUGCCCAUGCAGGUCUUUAAAGGACCAUCAGGGGAAUCUCCAAACAAGGUGUGUGGGACUCCUGGUUACCUUGCUCCUGAGAUCAUUGAGUGCUCUAUGGACGCAGGACAUUCAGGAUAUGGGACAGCUGUGGACAUAUGGAGUUCAGGUGUUAUCAUGUACACGCUGCUCGCGGGCUCUCCACCGUUCUGGCACAGGAAACAGAUGCUGAUGCUGCGCAUGAUCUUAGCGGGGACGUACGACUUCUCCUCUCCUGAAUGGGAAGACCGCUCAGACACGGUCAAAGAUUUGAUCUCGCGGAUGCUGGUGGUGAAUCCAAAGCAGCGUUUCACAGCUACAGAUGUUCUGAACCACUCGUUCUUUUCACAGUACGUGGUGCACGAAGUACGACAAUUCACUCCGUUCAGGCGCUUCAAGGUUAUUUGCUUGACCGUUCUCGCUACAAUGCGAAUCUACUGCAACUAUCGCCGUGCCAAGCCCAUCACCAAGGAGGUGAUAAAGAGCGACCCGUACGCCGUGAAGCCCAUCCGCAAGCUCAUAGAUGCGUGCGCCUUUAAGAUCUACGGCCACUGGGUCAAGAAGGGCCAAACCCAGAACAGAGCAGCACUUUUUGAGAACACGGCCAAAACCAUCCUGCUUUCGAUCGCCACUGAAGCGGACGAGCCCAUCCAGUAACAAGCAGCGUGGACUGACGCGUGCUGAGUUUUACAUGGGGAAACAUUUAAACUUCUUUCUUCGUAGAAAAGAACUGCUACAACUAGUUUAUGCAUAAUGCAGCAUUUUUAAAAGCAGCCGUAGUGACUACAGGGGGAUUGAUUUAUCUCAAGGACUGAAAUGUUUGGCAAAAUUUUCAACCAUGCCACUGGUGACAUUGUGCUUGCUUUGUUCUAAAAGUGUACUCAACCCAUUGUCAGCUUGUGUCCUAUGAAAAUGCAGCUGCUGUGCUUUAGAUUGAAUGCAGCCCCUCAAAUACAAGGUGUAUCAAAAAAGAAUAAUCAGAUUUCAAAAGGCUAUACUUUUUAAUGAACAUAGAAACUUAUGGUAAAUUUUAAAGUACAUGGCUGAAUAUACAAAAAGUUACGUUUGCAAAUGCCUGAUGUGUCUCCCUCGGCAGUUAAACCUAGCCCAUACUUUGGAGAGCAUGUCUGGAAUCGCUGCUAUUGUUAAGCUUCUUACCAGCAACCAUGUAAAACUCGAAUCUGCUCUAACAGCACAUGUUCGUCUUUUGAUCGUUAAACGGCGAAUGGCUGUGGAAUUAAGGCGCUUUUAAAUCCGAUUUUUUUUGAUACACCCUGUAUAUUAACAAAUUUUUUUUCAGCAUUACAUGGUAUUCUUAUAGCCUUCGCACUCUAAAAACUGUUUAUAUUUCAAAUGUUAAAGAGUGACUCAGGAGGAAAAUAUAGAGUUUAGUUAUAGAGCAAGUCUAUACUCUAUUGUGAAACCUUGUGGGAAAUACCUGCACAGUUUAUCUGGCUGGAAUAUAAAACCUGCACACUUGAAAGGUCGUGUAUUUACAGUUUGAGAACUAUGUGCCUACUUAAUCAAUAUGCAGAGUAUGCUCUGGUGGCAGCAACUCAAGGGAAGUGUAACUUUAACUUGUAUGCUAUGAAUGUAUUUAUUAAAACAUGUAAAACCCCAAGUCCGGCAAAUGGAGGAGUACUUCAGCUCUGCAAUUCUGUGCUUUUCUGUCUUUCUGCAGCAUUUUUAAGCUUGAAGUAGAACACUGACACACACAGACAAAAAAGAAUUACAAUUUUAAAGUUUAUUAUCAACAGAGUGAGAUGCACAUCAAAAAAAACAUCACAUGUUCACAGACUUCAGACAGAUUUGAGUGUGUUGACCGUUGUCCCCACAGUCUUGCUUUGGAAGCUUUCAUCCUGCAGAAUUUAGAAAAACAGAAUAAAUCAAUAUGAAACCAUCAGGA
Neolamprologus brichardi is the source of this 2659-nucleotide messenger RNA. Lineage: Eukaryota; Metazoa; Chordata; Actinopteri; Cichliformes; Cichlidae. The record is from RefSeq and is a predicted model, not a curated record.